Messenger RNA from Dermatophagoides farinae (American house dust mite), 2800 nucleotides. RefSeq names its product transmembrane protein 62. Lineage: Eukaryota; Metazoa; Arthropoda; Arachnida; Sarcoptiformes; Pyroglyphidae. The record is from RefSeq and is a predicted model, not a curated record. Gene Ontology annotation, molecular function: hydrolase activity.
GAAUCGUGUUCACAUUUCAAGGUUCAUCGAUUCGAUUGUUUAGUCAUUCAUCUCGUAUUGCUGUUUUUAUUUAUUUUCAUCUGUAUAUGUUGAAGAUAUCACGGACAUUGGACAAUUAGAAUAUAUCCAAUGAUUUCAAAUUGUUUAAUGAUUUUAUUAAUCGGAAUCCUUGUCAUCUUGCUUUCGUUAGCCGUAUUAUUUAUGUUAAUUUCGCCAUCUCGUUAUAACAUUAUUCCAGAUAAUAGGAUAUCGAAAUUUUUUUAUCAUUUAAGUUUGUUGGAUAAUUUUCAUCUUAAUUCUAGGCAAAAAAUGUUGACCAAAUUUACGUUGAUAUUUUUGCUUGCAUUUAUUCUGGUUGCAAUAUUCGUUUCAAGUUUUCUACAUUUAAUCAAUACUGAAGAUGAUUACAAUAAUCAUUUUCAAAUAAAUCAAACACAAAUCCUUAAUGACCAUGUACAAAUUGAUGAUAAAUAUGAAAAUCUCUUCUGGUUCAUCCAUAUUUCCGAUACUCAUCUAAGUUAUUUUCGUGAUCAUGACCGUAAGACUGGCAUGAUUGAAUUCUGUCGUUCAGUGAUACCGAUAAUUCAACCUAGUGUCCUUGUAUUGACCGGUGAUAUUACCGAUGCUCGAACCAAGUUUCCGCUCGGAUCCGAACAGUAUCGUGAGGAAUGGAUCAUGUAUAAGGAUGUCCGUGAACAAUGUUUGAAAGCAAAUCCUAAUCUAAAAUGGCUUGAUAUCAAAGGAAAUCAUGAUACUUUCAAUAGUUAUAAGAAUCACAACGAUUUUAAUAAUUUUACUGUUCAAUCAAAUAUGUCUGCGGAUGGUCGAUCUUAUCGUUAUGAAUACAAAGCAAGCGAUGGAAAUUUUUAUUCAUUCAUUGGCGCUGAUGCAUGCCUUAAGCCUGGUGUUCGUAGACCAUUCAAUUUCGUGGGUCAAUUUGAAGAGAGUGAAUUAAAUAAAUUGAGUAAAUUCAAAGAAGAUAGCCGUGAAUCUACCUACACCAUUUGGUAUGGCCACUAUCCAACUGCUUCCAUCUACAAUCGAGAAAGUUUUCGCAAAAUUAUUAAUGGCCCUUAUUUGUGUGGCCAUUAUCAUACCAUUCAUGGAUUGGUACCGAAUAUGAUCACCACCCAACAGCAAGGAUAUCUUGAAGCCGAAACUGGUGAUUGGAAAGAUUAUAGAAUUUUUCGAAUCGUUGCCAUUGAUCAUGGAUUAUUCACAUUCUCAAAUUACUAUUACCGACCUCAUCACCAACAGCCAUUGAUUGUAAUCACUAAUCCUCGUUCCAUUCUACAUCAAAUGGAACAUUUGGAACCAUUCUGGCGAACAGCCAAUUCAACCCAUAUUCGAGCGCUAAUUUUUUCACAUAGACAAAUCAUCGAUGCCAAAGCUUAUAUAACAAAACAGCAAAAAUUUAACCGUGAUGAAGUUCUUGAAACAUUCGAACUGAAACAGAUACGUGAUUCUCUAUGGGUUAGCCCUUGGUCACCGAAUAAAUACUCUAAGGGAUUGUAUUUUAUAACUGUGAUAACUUCGGAUGAUCAUUAUUCCAAUCAAUUGACUGUACCGUUCUCGUUGGAUCGCUCAAAGUCGGAAUUUUCAUUUUUAGCUCGAUUGAUUUUACGAUUUGAUUUUCGAACGAUUACCAUGUUUUUAUAUUCCUGGGGAUUCUUUAUGGCUACUCUUCCAUUAAUAUUUCUACGAAUUUUCACAUCAAAUGAUGAUAAUUAUAUCAAAUAUAUGUGCAAUCUUUCUCGACGUCGCUACAUUCGCAAAGUGAUUUUCAAAUUAUUUUUGCUAUCACAUCAAGAUAAAUUAUUCUAUCCAAUCAUAAUCUUGCCUUUCUAUUCAUUGGUUGGUCCUUGGUUUCUGGCAUUUUUGGUUUCUGAUUAUGUUGGAAUUGUGUUUGCCUGGGGUCAGUUUAUUGAUGGAACUUUUCUUCCAGUCGGUUUUACAUUUGUUUUUGCCGCAAUUUUCAUAUUGAUCUUCCAUUUACCAUUCAUGGUUGGUCUGUCAAUUGUCGUUUAUCUUCGCUAUGUUGAAAUUGAAAAGAAUGAUCAAAAUGGUAAUGAACAUUCCGAUGACAGCCCAAGAACGAUGAGAAUAAGCUCAAACCGAAUCUUUAAAAAGAUGUAUUUCUACGCUUUUAUCUGUGUCAUUUUAACUGCUUUUCAGUUUUUUACUGCUCUCAUCUUCUACACGUCUUAUGGUUUCUUGGCAUUUAUCACUAAUUUUUAUGUAUGGUCUUGUCUAGUUUAUUUGAUGUUGGUCAAAUUUGCAUUAAAUCUGGAUGGCCAUAAUUUUAAACUGAUGGCCAAAAAAAUGACAUAUCAACCAUGUAGUCAAACUCGAAAUAAUAUAAAUGAUGAUGAACAAAAUUGAAAAUUAUCCUAUUCACCCUUAUGCCGAUAUUAUAUUAUUUUGUAUUAUAUAUUUUUUUCAAAAAUAACUAAUUUCCCUAACAAAUUUCAAGGUUUUAUCAUCUGUUAUAGCCAGACUAAUACUAAUUAAUUAUUUCGAAUUUUAACAUAAAAGGUCUUGAUGACCAAAAUAAUUUUUUUUAUGAUAAGACACUUGGAUUCUAUCCAUGCAAUCAUUCAUCAUGAAUAAUAAUGAUUGAUAACAAGGAUACAUAUUGAUAAAAGUGAUAACUGUGAUCACUUGUCUCCAAGCCGUAAUAAUCAUCUGUCAAUUAAGUCAUGAUUAUUUUAUUUGUCCUCCAAAAUUUAAAUUAUUAUUAUUAUAUUUAAAAAACAUGAAAUUAGCCCAAAAAGAAUAAAUCUGAUAUUUUAGAAUUCAA